This is a messenger RNA of Kogia breviceps (pygmy sperm whale), 2124 nucleotides long. NCBI's taxonomy places the organism in Eukaryota, Metazoa, Chordata, Mammalia, Artiodactyla, Physeteridae. The record is from RefSeq and is a predicted model, not a curated record.
AUGGCGCGCGCGGCGGGGCCCGAGCGGCGGCUCCUGGCCAUCUACACCGGCGGCACCAUCGGCAUGCGGAGCGAGCGCGGCGUGCUCGUGCCUGGGAAGGGCCUGGCCGCCGUCCUGAGGACGCUGCCCAUGUUCCACGAUGAGGCGCACGCCCGGGCCUGUGGCCUCCCCGAGGACACCUUAGUGCUGCCCCCCGCCUGCCCUGACCAGAGGGUCAUGUACACGGUGCUGGAGUGCCAGCCUCUCUUUGACUCCAGUGACAUGACCAUCACCGAGUGGGUUCAGAUCGCCCAGACCAUCGAGAGACACUACGGGCAGUACCAUGGCUUUGUGGUCAUCCAUGGCACCGACACCAUGGCCUUCGCCGCCUCCGUGCUCUCCUUCGUGCUGGAAAACCUGCAGAAGACGGUCAUCCUCACUGGUGCCCAGGUGCCCAUCCACGCGCUGUGGAACGACGGCCGGGAGAACCUGCUGGGUGCCCUGCUGCUGGCUGGCCAGUACGUGAUCCCCGAGGUCUGCCUGUUCUUCCAGAACCAGCUUUUUCGGGGCAACCGAGUGACCAAGGUGGACACGCGCAGGUUUGCGGCUUUCUGCUCCCCCAACCUGCCCCCUCUGGCCACCGUGGGCGCUGACGUCACAAUCAACUGGGAGCUGGUGCGGAGGGCCCGUGGGCAGGGCCGGCUGGUGGUGAACAGCAGCAUGGAGCGCGACGUGGGCCUGCUGCGCCUCUACCCCGGGAUCCCUGCCACCCUGGUCCGGGUCUUCCUGCAGCCCCCCCUAAAGGGCGUGGUCAUGGAAACCUUCGGAUCAGGAAACGGGCCCACCAAGCCCGACCUGCUUCAGGAGCUGCGGGGGGCAGCCGAGCGAGGCCUAGUCAUCGUCAACUGUACCCACUGCCUUCAGGGCGCCGUCACCUCGGACUAUGGCGCUGGCACGGUGGGGCGGGGACACCGAGGCCUUGGGAGGGAGGGCGGGGGCAAGUCCCGCUGUGACCCCGCGCCCCAUCGUCCACCUGCGCCUCCGUUCCUGCAGGCCCUGGCGGGAGCCGGCACCAUCUCCGGCUCCGACAUGACAUCGGAGGCGGCCCUGGCCAAGCUGUCGUAUGUGCUUGGCUUGCCGGGGCUGAGCCUGGAUGACAGGAAGGAGCUGCUGGCCAGGGACCUGCGCGGGGAGAUGAUGCCGCCUGCCGCGGACGAGCUCCGGCCCUCUCUGCGGGGCAGCACGCUGGGCCGUGGGGUCGCCCAGCUCCUGAGUCUGAGCCAGGAGGCUGAUGAUGUGCGGGAUGCCCUGGCAUCCAGCCUGGCCUGUGCCGCGGCCCACGCCGGUGACCUGGAGGCCCUGCAGGCGCUCGCGGAGCUGGGCAGUGACCUGAGCCUGGAGGACUUUGGUGGUCAAACUCCGCUGCACUCGGCCGCCCGAGGGGGCCAGGCUGGGGUGGUCGCCAUGCUGCUGCAGAGAGGGCUGGACGUGAACGCACGGGACAAGGAUGGCCUCAGCCCGCUGCUGCUGGCCGUGAGGGGCAGGCAUCAGGGUGUCGUUGGGCUGCUGCGGGCAGCCGGGGCCUGCCUGUCCCCCCAGGAGCUGGAGGACUCGGGGACAGAGCUAUGCAGGCAGCGGCAGCUGGGAACCUGGAAGUGGUGGCCCUUCUGCAGAGCCUUCAGGGUGGGGCUGGUGGCCAGGCCGCGGGCCCGGAAGUGCUGCCUGGUGUCUAACCUGAAGCCGUCCCGCUGCAGCGUAAGCCAGUCCUUCCUGUUGAGACCUGCAGGAAGGCUGGUAGCAGACCCGCCCCUGCGGCUCUGACUGCGCUGUGCGCCCCCUUCCCCUGCCCCCCUCCUCGCCGCCGGAGCUGCUUCCCCUCCUGCUUCCAGAACACGGCCUAAAGGUCUUUGUUGGGUAGAGUGGUAAUAAAAUCUCUCUGAGGGCCAUUCCCUGCCUAGAUCCCCAAAGCCCGGCUCCGGUGGGUCCGUCUGGGUCCCAGGACCGUGGGUAUGUGUGUGGGGUGUCAGGCCCCAGGCUCUGGGUCAGAGGGCGGUGUCUUCAGCCCCCUGGGGAUGAGGGGCCCUCUGCCAAUCCUUCCCAAGGCACCAGGAGGGAGUGUGGGUGUGGGCCCCCUGGGCGGGGUGG